UGAGGGAAAGUAUUCAGCUGUUAAGAUAACGAAGUCCAAAUGGGAAAGGCAGAAGACAAACAUACUCGAACUUUUUUACAAUUUAUACUGUUUGUCACAUGUUUUAGUGAGUGAUCACCCGCAUGAGGACGUAUGUACAUAAGAAGUGAAAGUAGGAUAGAAGUGUACUGUUUCCAAGUGAUUUUUGUCUGCUUUCAUUUGUUUUAAUUAUAUUGGACGGUGUUCGUAUCCGCUUUUUUAUAAUGAUGUCGGAUGAUGAAUUACCAGAAUCGCCUAUUCCCUGGCAGACACCUGAAGAAAAAUUGCUUGCAAAUUCACGAACUGGUGACUAUACAGAAGUGAAAGAGCUUCUUAGACAGUUUUCAGAAAAGCAAAUUUCCUUAAAUAUUAAUUGUAAAGGUAACCAUGAUUGGACACCUUUACAUUAUGCAUGCUAUUUUGGUCAUGAAAAAAUUGCAGAUAUUUUAAUUAAAUUAGGUGCAGAUGUUAAUGUAAUAAAUGAUACUGGUGAUACUCCUUUGCAUAAAGCUUCAUAUACAAGUCGAGAGGAAUUAGUUUUACUUUUAUUAUCAAAAAAUGCUGAUGUUUUUAUAAGAAAUAGUGAAGGGCAAACAGCUAGAGAUAUUUGUGAGAAUGAAGAUGUUAAAAAGCUUUUAAAAGCUGCUGAAACAGCAGAUACUGAAAAAAAGAACUCAAUGUUACUGCAUGCAGCACGUGAAGGGAAUAUACAAGUACUAGAAAAUCUGUUGAAAAGUGACCAUCCUCCAGAUAUUAAUUGUGUUGAUUCAUUGGGAAACUCGGCUUUGCAUUGUGCUGCAUAUAGAGGGAAAAAAGAAGCUGUUAUUCUUUUACUUCAGCAUGGAAUUGAUACAACCCUUAAAAAUUUGAGAGGUCAGCAACCUGUUGAUUUAGCUUUGAAUUUACCAACAAAACAAAUACUUAAAGUGCAACCUGUAAAAUCAUUUCAAAAAACAGCUGCAAGAUUUGAAGGACUACUAUUAAGGAAAAGUCGAUUUCUUGGAUGGAAGGAAACUUGGACUAUACUAGAAAAAGGAGUUAUGUCUUUCUUUAAUUCCAGGGCAGAUUCUACUACUGGUACAAGAAGGAAAGGAUACAAAUACCUUGAUGGCGCCAAAGUUGUUGCUGAUGAAUCAGAUGUUGCAGUUUUCAUAAUCAUAUUUUCUGAUAAUUCUCGACAAAGAUUUAGUGUGCCAUUGGUUAAUCAGCAGCAAGUUGACAGACAGAAAUGGAUCAAUUCUAUUAAUGAACAUAUUGAAUUUAGCAGUCAUUAUCUAAAACAAGGAUUUUCUGACUCUGAUCCUGAAGAAGAGGAUGACAUAGUACCUGUUGGUACUAUGAAAGACAAACUACAAACUGCCCAAGCUCAUUUACAAUUGCUAGAAAAAAGUUUUAAUGCAUUAAAAUCAAAAUAUAAUGAAUAUAAACCUGUGGACAAUGGCAGUAAAUCAGUAUUUUAUACAGAAGUGCCAUGGGUGAGUUUAUAUAGUGAUAUUGGAAGUUUGGUUGAAUCUGCUCAGAAUGUGUCUUCAAGUUUAUCUCAUUGCUUUGCAAUAUUUUCUCAACAAGAGCAGGUCCGUAACUUACAAUUGAAGCAGUUGGAGGAACGAUGUCGCUUUCUUCAAGAUGCUUUACAAACUCUUGCUCAAGAGCAUCAUGAGUUAGAAAAGUCUUUAGUUAGUCCUUUCCACACUCCUCCAAAUAUUCCACAUUAUGAUGAUACUGAUUGUGAUGAGUUCUUUGAUGCUUUUGAAGGAGAUUAUUCCCCUUCCCAAAAUAAAUCCAGUAAAGAUGACUCAAGUUCCAAUUCUGGAACUCUGGGUGCAACUGAAACAACUGGGCAAUACGUUUCAUUUUCCAUGGAUUCAUCUGAAAAUGAAACAACACCUGUGCCAUCUAAAUGGGGGCGAAUGACAUUACCAGUGCCUCAAUUCUCUAGAAAUGAUUUUAGCGUGUGGAGCAUAUUGAAACAAUGUAUUGGCAAAGAACUUUCAAAAAUAACUAUGCCAGUAGUUUUUAACGAACCUUUAAGUUUCCUACAAAGAUUGUGUGAGAAUAUAGAAUAUUUUGAACUCCUAGAAAAAGCAAAUACUUCAGAUGAUCCAUUGAAACGGAUGGAGUAUGUCUCUGCUUUUGCUGUGGCUUGUAUAUCUUCUAAUUGGGACAGAUUAGGGAAGCCUUUUAACCCUUUGUUAGGUGAAACUUAUGAACUUAUUUGUAAAGAAAGUGAUGGUUUCAGAAUAGUAACAGAACAAGUCAGUCAUCACCCUCCUGUAACUGCAUUUCAUGCAGAUUCACCACAUUUUAUUUUCACUGGAGCAAUACAUCCCAAACUGAAAUUGUGGGCUAGAUCUGUUGAAGUUAAACCAGAAGGAACAGUUAUUGUCAAACUUCUGAAGCAUAAUGAAACAUAUACGUGGACUGGUGUUACCACUUGUGUACAUAAUAUAAUAGUUGGAAAGCUUUGGAUGGAGCAAUGUGGAAUAAUGGAAAUAACUUGCCAUACGAAUGGCUUGGUUGCUGAAUUGAAUUUUAAACCUGCAGGCUGGUACAGCAAGGAUUUAAACUGUGUAGAAGGUUUCAUUUUUGAUAAACAAAAAACAAAACUUUCCUUUUUAUACGGUAAAUGGACUAGUUUUAUUCGAAAAUUGGAUUGUCAAUAUUAUGAUGAAUAUCUUAGACUGAAAGAUAUAAAUCCACAGAGUGAUGGUCGAACUUCAUCUCCUCAAAAAGAAAAUAGUAUUUUAAAUAAAUUUCAGCGAAAAAAAAGUGUGCCAGCUCCUGUGGAAAAUGGUGACAAAACUAAUGAAUAUCAGUCCCUGGAAGAUUUGCCAUAUACAGUGGUAUGGGAAGCUGAUCCUCGUGCAGAAUGGUCUUCAGAAUAUUAUAAUUUCACACAAUUUGCUAUGGCAUUAAAUGAGUUUCAUGAAGAUAUGAAAGAAAUUUUACCACCAACCGACUCUAGACUUCGACCUGAUAUUCGAAAAUUAGAAGAAGGAGAUAUAGAUGGAGCAGCUUUUGAAAAGAACAGAUUAGAAGAAAAACAAAGAGAAACUAGAAAAAUUAGAAAGAGAGAUAAGAUUACUUGGUAUCCAUUAUGGUUUGAAUCUAAACCACAUCCAUAUGCUAAAGAAGAAUUUUGGUCUUAUAAAGGGACUUAUUGGGAUAGAAACUUUUCAGACUCUCCAGACAUUUUUUGAUUUUAAGCAAAAUCAAAAUUUAUUUAAAGUGUAUUUUAGUAAAAUAUUUUUAUAUAAAGUGUUUUUAUGGAAACUGUAGAUAUUCUGUAUGAAUAGCUCUUGCUUACACAUAUCUCAGUGUGAGAUUUGUACUUAUAAAGAUUGUCUAUAUGUUAAUAAGUGUAAAUUAUUGUAAAAGUUGUGUACAUAUAUAUAUAAUUAUAGAUAAAU
Argiope bruennichi is the source of this 3428-nucleotide messenger RNA. RefSeq names its product oxysterol-binding protein-related protein 1-like. Lineage: Eukaryota; Metazoa; Arthropoda; Arachnida; Araneae; Araneidae. Bases 243 to 3218 code for a protein of 991 amino acids. Gene Ontology annotation, molecular function: sterol binding; protein binding. The transcript has 26 exons. The record is from RefSeq and is a predicted model, not a curated record. Gene Ontology annotation, cellular component: membrane; cytosol; intracellular membrane-bounded organelle.